AUGGAGUACCCUGCAUUGCUCAGCGACAGCGAAAGCAGUGGCGAUGACGACUUUGUCAUCGCCCUGAUCCUUCGUAACAUGUCAGCUGCGAGCGAUCAUUCACGGCGAUGGCGCCAAGGCUCCCGCCGAGGCAAGAAGCCCAACAUAGAACGCAAUCGUGCACAGUACGACAAGCUGUUGAUGGCGGAUUACUUCAACCCAGUGCCAACGUACGACGCCAGCCAUUUUAGACGACGAUUUCGUAUGCGAAAGAGCCUUUUCCUUCAAAUCGCACACGAUCUUGCGCAACAUGAUCCAUAUUUUCAACAGAAACCUGACGUCACAGGACGAAAUGGUUUCUCAUCUUUGCAAAAGGUUGCUGCGUGUGUCCGAUACCUUGCAACGGGAUGUUCGCUCGACGACUUGGACGACAGGUACUAA
Messenger RNA from Aphanomyces astaci, 420 nucleotides. RefSeq lists its product as hypothetical. The transcript has 2 exons. NCBI's taxonomy places the organism in Eukaryota, Oomycota, Saprolegniomycetes, Saprolegniales, Verrucalvaceae. Bases 1 to 420 code for a protein of 139 amino acids. The record is from RefSeq and is a predicted model, not a curated record.